AAAAAGAGAGCCAAGAGAGAGAGAGAUGCAAUGGUAGUUUGUAAUAAGAAUGGUAACUCUAGGGCACCAAAGUUAUACUCGGCAUUCAUUGAUAAGGAGGAGGGAUCAUUCAAUUUGGCAAUGGAGUAUCUGCCAGGCGGUGACUUUAGCAGCUACUUUUACAAGAGACAAUGUGAUAAUAACCCGUUCACGAUGGACGAGGUCAAGUUCUAUAUGGCCGAGCUGGUCGUAUGCAUUGAGAACUUCCACUACCUCGGUCUGCUGCAUCGCGAUGUCAAGCCCGAGAACCUAAUGAUCAAUCGCGAGGGACAUCUCGUCCUGUGCGACUUUGGCAGUUCCAAGCAGAUCAUCACUGCCAGCGCAGCACCUGGCAGUGCCUUUGGCAACACUCCACCCAACUUUACCUCAUUCCUGAGGAAUCCAAACAGCUCAUACACAUCAUACAUUGGCACACCUCAGUAUAUGGCUGUGGAGGUUGUACAAGGCAUUACAUAUUCAAAGAGUUGCGACUAUUGGUCAUUGGGCGCAAUCUUGUUUGAGUUAUGCACCGGACAGGCAUUGUUUGUCGAGUCGCCAGACACAACAGAGAAGCAGAUCAGAGAUAACAUUGGCAACUGGCGUGGUCUACUCAACACUGCACUCUCCAAGUACCAAGGUAUUCCAAAGCUUGCCGAACAAUUAAUUAGAGAUUUGAUCACACCAGAGAGAAAGAGAUUGGAGGUGAUGUCAAUCAAGAAGCAUCCAUUCUUUGAGGGCAUUGAUUGGUUGUCAAUCUCAUCAUUCACUGCCGUUCCACCUUAUGUUCCAACAAUCUCUCAUCCAACCGAGACCUCAUAUGGAGGUCAUUAA
This is a messenger RNA of Acytostelium subglobosum LB1, 849 nucleotides long. RefSeq lists its product as hypothetical. The transcript is spliced from 3 exons. The record is from RefSeq and is a predicted model, not a curated record. Gene Ontology annotation, molecular function: ATP binding; protein serine/threonine kinase activity. The annotation marks the transcript as partial. Lineage: Eukaryota; Evosea; Eumycetozoa; Acytosteliales; Acytosteliaceae. Gene Ontology annotation, biological process: peptidyl-serine phosphorylation; intracellular signal transduction.